CUAAAUUUGGAGUUAGGUCUUAACCGCUAUGUUUUCUAUCACUAUAUUCAAGUUGUUCAAACAUGGCUGAAAUAAUAAGAUAUUUAAUUAUGUUAUUACAUUAUUGUUUAACAUAAUGUUGUUGUUGAAACAUUGUAUGGAUAUUUAAGACAUUAAAAAUGAAAAUGAUUAUUAAAAAUACCUUAGAAUUUUUUAAGCAUGUAUAAAUGUUUAUUAAACAUUUACUAUUGCCUAAAUUAGACAUUUCUACAUAUCUAAACAUUUUGAUCACAUUCGUUAGGAAUGUCAUUGACUUGUUAUGAUAAGAUAAGUUUGAUUGAUAGUAAUCGUACUUUUAAAAAUACACACAUCAGGUUUUUUGAUAAUUAUUACGAACUUGUAAAAAUCCAGGCCACCAUGGGCGAGAUACAAAGCUUAAGAAUAGAGUAUGCUUUAAGUGGGUUAGGUUUCAUGUAUGUGUUGGAGCUAUUUUUAGACUACAUGUAGAUAUAUUUAUUGCGAAAUACAAAAGCAAGUUGCAGUUACAAGUCAUUCGUUCUAUUAUUUCAUUGUAAAGUUUUGAACUGUAAUUAUAUAAGAUUUCACGGAUAUAUGAUUACAGGAAUAAAAUGAUAAUAUUUUAGCUUAUUCACUUGUAGAAACCCAGGCGUUCAAAGAUUAAAAUUAUAUGAGUUAAAAGUAUUUCCUCAUUUAUAAUCUCCCUACACCAGCAAGUUGUCUUUUUAUUUAUUUUUAGAAUGAAUUAUGCUUACGUAUUUAUUGAUUAACACUGUAUGAGAUCACAACCGAAUAAUUAUCUAGAUUUGCCAUUGAUACGACAUACCAUGAACAUAAAAACUUCCUUUCAUGGAAAUUUUAAGCUACAUGUAUUUGUGGAUGUUACGUAAUUUGAAUAAAACAGUCGUUAGACAAAUGAAGAGAUUUACAGUCAUUGAUCGAAAACAAUAAAGUGGCAUAGUCUUAUAAUAUUACCUCAACCUUUUCGACUCUAAAAUAAAUACCUGCUUGAUAGUAAAACAAGAGGUUGAAGAACAAUCCUAGUUUUUGAACGGCACAGUAAAUGAUAGGAUGGAGGUAAACUACCAGGAAAGAAAUUUUACACCAGUCUCUGAAAACCUCAUUCGACAGGUAGAAGAACAUUCGGAUCUAUGUGACAUAACAGUGAGACAUGGACAAUGGGAAAAGAAGUUUCAUCGAUGUGUUUUAUCUGCGAGUCCAUUCUUUGAUAACGUUUUUAGAGCGAAAUCAAAUUUUAUUGAAUGGGCGACAAGAGUUGUUGACCUUAAGCUCGAAACAACAACAGAAGAAGUGGAAAUGGCACUUCUGUUCCUAUAUGGACGAAACCCCAAUUUAAGUUUUGACAAUAUAGGAGGUAUACUGGAACUUGCUGAAUUUUUCAUAAUAGAAAAUUUAAAAUCGUAUUGUAUUUUUUGGCUUCAAAAUCAGACACUCACAAAUGAGAACUGUUUAUUUGUGUUGCAAUUAUCGACAAAAUACAACUUUCAACUGAAAGAUCUUGAUACAUACAUUGAAAGCAAUCUACAUGAGGUGUUUCGAAAUAAAGAUGCGACUACCAUAUCAAGGGAAUCGUUGGAAUAUUUUUUCACUGAUAAAAAGUUCACGUACGUUUCUAUGGAUGAAAAAAUUGAAUUCCUUGCUGCCUGGGUAACACACAAUCAGAGUGAAUCAGAGGAAUAUAUUCGUAGCCUGUUUAACAAAAUCGAUACAGAAGAAAUAUCCAAUAGGACCAUCGAGCGUGUAAAGAAUUUGUCUCCCUUUAAUAAAGUUAUUAAUUUUGAAGCUGUGAUACAUAGAGAAACCAAUGAAAACAAUCGACAAAAUGUUUUGAUAAUAUCUGAUAGGGAAAACUACUUUGAUUUAUUCAAUUUUCAUAAAAAUCGGUGGUAUUGGCUAAAAGACAGAAUGCAUGAGUUCAGAUAUACAUAUAUGCACGAAGAAAAUUCUGGAAUUACUGGCGUACAAAAUAGUAGUCCUGAAAUCUACUUUUAUCAAGAAGAGAAUGGAUUCUCUGAACCGUGUGUGGUCAAUAUCAAUUUAAAUACAGAUGUUAUGGAGACAUAUUAUUUCCGUUUUCCUGAUGAAGAAAUAUCAGAGACAGAACUAAGAAAUGUACGUUUGAGGAAUGAUAUUAUAAUUGGAACAGCAAGGAAAAGUGGAUAUUUUUUCAAAAAGUUAAAAGUUCAGAACACGUGUAUGCAAACUAGUGUUGAACCAACACAACAGCCUGGAUCAUCCUUCCUUCAAUUGCUCCAAGUAGACAAAAUACCUGUUGGCGCAAAUGUUACCCUCAGUAAUAAUGGUGCUAAUUUGCCUGUUCCACCGGUUAUUGACAACGACCAAUCUCUAUCAAAUCUGUCUGAAUAUAGGGGGUUGACAUGUAUGCCAAUUAUUACUUCUGAGGAAGAUUAUCCAUUGAGGCGCAACGAUUUGGAUAUAUAUUUCUCAGAACCUGUCGAAUACACAGAUCUGUAUAUUGGAUAUAUUUCUACGGGGGAACACAUUCGCCUGUUUCCGAUUUUCUCAUUGCGAAAUUUAGAUAUUUCAGAUGCAUGUAUAGGUAGCAACUCUAUCGCUGCCUUGCUGACAGAAUCUGGAAAAGUUGUUCUUUUCGAUAUGACUGUAUUCAAGAUUGAAAUAGUUGAAAUAAUACCAGAUGCAAACUAUAGAAUCAAUGAAACUGAUGAUGGAUUUUUGAUAUACAACAAUGCACUCUGUUAUUGUCUAUCGGGAGUGUCAGGACAAUCGCUGUUGGAGAAAUAUGUGCUUACAAAAUUUGACUUUGAAAAAAACAAAGGAUGGGUUGUACAAUACAAUUUUAGCAAUGGAAUGUGGCUGUCAGUUUCUUACAAGUCAAGUAUGGCGGAUGAUAUAAGGAUGCAGUUCAUAAGCCAUGAAAAAAUAUUACAAAGUCAAUUUCAAAAUGUAACAUGGGAAUCUAUAUCCCUUCCAGAAGACGUUAACAUACGUAAGAACAUUCAGAAAAAUAAGAAACUUUUUGUUAUACCAAUAUCAACAAGUAAACUGCGAUGUCCUACUGCAUGUCCACAUUGCACUUUUAAACAAAAAUCCGUUCCCUUAAUGUCUGAUGAUUCAUCAUCGAAUUCAUAUGAAGAUGAAUAUUUAGAUUGAUUUUCAAACGGAUGAUAACGUUGAUUGAUUGUGUAUCAUGGCACUCCAACAUCUAAUGAGUCUUUCCUGUCAUCACUGAAUAAAUAUUUCUUACAAUAAUUUUCCAACAGUCUGUAUAUCUAUAUCCAUAUUCAUAAAAAAAUACAAAAUUGGUAAAAACGUGAUGAACGACUUAUAAUAGCAA
This is a messenger RNA of Ruditapes philippinarum (Manila clam), 3334 nucleotides long. RefSeq lists its product as uncharacterized. Gene Ontology annotation, molecular function: protein binding. Bases 1069 to 3150 code for a protein of 693 amino acids. The record is from RefSeq and is a predicted model, not a curated record. The transcript has 6 exons. Lineage: Eukaryota; Metazoa; Mollusca; Bivalvia; Venerida; Veneridae.